Thlaspi arvense is the source of this 873-nucleotide messenger RNA. Lineage: Eukaryota; Viridiplantae; Streptophyta; Magnoliopsida; Brassicales; Brassicaceae. The record is from the annotation of a GenBank genome assembly.
AUGGUCGAUACUUCUUUAGAUCUCACUAUCGGCGUUACUCGUAUGCGAGUUGAAGAAGAUCCAACGACAAAUGCUUUGGUGGAUGAAUUAAACCGAGUGAGUGCUGAGAACAAGAAGCUCUCGGAGAUGCUAACUUUGAUGUGUGACAACUACAACGUUUUGAGGAAACAGCUAAUGGAAUAUGUUAACAAGAGCAACAUGACCGAGAGAGAUCAAACCAGUCCUCCCAAGAAACGCAAAUCUCCGGCGAGAGAUGACGCAAUUAGUUCGGCGCUUGUCGGUGGAGUGUCCGAAAGUAGCUCAACGGACCAAGAUGAUCAGUAUCUAUGUAAGAAGCAGAGAGAAGAGACAGUUGUGAAGGAGAAAGUCUCAAGGGUUUAUUACAAGACCGAAGCUUCUGACACUACCCUUGUGGUGAAAGAUGGAUACCAAUGGAGGAAAUAUGGACAGAAAGUGACUAGAGACAAUCCCUCUCCAAGAGCUUACUUCAAAUGUGCUUGUGCUCCAAGCUGUUCUGUCAAAAAGAAGGUUCAGAGAAGCGUAGAGGAUCAGUCCGUGUUGGUAGCGACUUAUGAGGGUGAACAUAACCAUCCAAUGCCAUCGCAGAUCGAAUCAAACAGUGGCUUGAACCGCUACAUCUCUCUUGGUGGUUCGGCUUCAGCAGCCAACAGAAGUAGUAGUAGCUUGGCUGAGCAUGUGACUACCGUUGAUCUGACUGAAUCCAAGAAAGUGACGAGCCCAUCAAGAAUCGAUUUUCCAGAAGUUCAGAAACUUUUGGUGGAGCAAAUGGCUUCUUCCUUGACAAAAGAUCCUAACUUCACGGCAGCGUUAGCCGCAGCUGUUUCCGGAAGAUUGUAUCAAACCGAGAAAUAG